Paramecium tetraurelia is the source of this 3147-nucleotide messenger RNA. RefSeq lists its product as uncharacterized. Lineage: Eukaryota; Ciliophora; Oligohymenophorea; Peniculida; Parameciidae. Gene Ontology annotation, biological process: inositol phosphate biosynthetic process; inositol metabolic process. Gene Ontology annotation, molecular function: diphosphoinositol pentakisphosphate kinase activity; inositol hexakisphosphate kinase activity; 5-diphosphoinositol pentakisphosphate 1-kinase activity. The record is from RefSeq and is a predicted model, not a curated record. The transcript has 3 exons.
AUGGAUUAGGACCAAGAGAUAAAAAGGAAGAUAAGAUCACAUUCAGUCGAAAGAGAGAAAACGGAGAGUCAGUCCCAAUUUACAGAUGAAAUAGAGGAUGAUAAAAUAGUCACCAUUGGUGUUUGCUGCAUGGCUAAGAAGUCUUAAUCCAAGGAAAUGCAAGAAAUACUUAAUCGUAUAAACCCAGAGUUUUUUAAAAUUGAGAUAUUUUCAGAAUAAAUGAUACUUGAAGAUCCUAUCGAAUCAUGGCCAAUUGUUGAAACUCUUAUCAGUUUUUAUUCUGACGGGUUCCCUUUGAAUAAGGCCAUUGCCUAUGUUGAUUUGAGGAAGCCAUUCAUAAUAAAUGACCUAAAGAAAUAGCAACUUCUGUGGGAUAGGGAAAGAGUCUAUACCUUACUAAAGAAAAAUAAAGUGCCAGUGCCUAAACAUUACUUUGUGUUUAAAAACCCGAAUAAAUAUAUCAUAGACGACUAUAAUCGGAAGGAAAUUGAAAAGAAGUAUAAACCAAGGAAAACUGAAUAGGAAAUAAUUGAGGAAGAAGACAACGUUGAUAGUGUUAUAAGUUUUUUAUAGAAUGAGGAUUCAUCCCAACAUAUCAAAUCAGUUUAGACAGCAAAAUAAUUACAGGAAUUGCUAUUGCCUCCCAGGUAAGACACAAUGGAAGAAAAAAAUAAAAAUAAAAUGAAAUAAGGAAUGAGAUCUUAUGAUGCUAGAUCAUUAUCAGCUGUAAUAGAUAUUAAGAAGGAUCCUAAAGAACUUUAGAUCACUAAGAUUGAAGAAUGUGAUGAUUAUUUAUUAAUAAAUGGGUAGAAAUUAGUUAAACCAUUUGUUGAAAAGCCCUUUGAUGCCGAAGAUCAUAACAUCUACAUUUAUUACAACUCAAGAGAUGGAGGUGGAUGUAAGAAACUAUUUAGAAAGGUUGGAAAUCAGAGUAGUAUAUUUGAUCCAACUUAGAACAGUAUUAGGAAUGAUAAUGAAAACUAUAUUUAUGAAGUAUUCUUGCCUACAAAUGGAUUUGAUAUUAAAGUCUAUACUGUAGGAGAGUUUUAUGCACAUGCUGAAGCCAGAAAAAGUCCAGUAUUGGAUGGUAAGGUUGUUAGAUCAUAGAAUGGAAAGGAAAUGAGAUACCCUGUUUGUUUGACAAUGGAAGAGAAGAUGAUGGCCAUAAAGAUUGUGAAUAUAUUUGGUUAAAAUAUUUGCGGAUUCGAUUUGUUGAGAAGUAAUAACAAAUCGUAUGUUUGCGAUGUUAAUGGUUGGUCUUUUGUUAAAGGAAAUGCCAAGUAUUAUCAAGAUUGUGCCACUAUUUUGUAGAAUAUGAUUUUGGCUAAAUUAAGACCAACUUUAUUAUAGAAACAAAUUUCUGAUAUCAAUUUAGUUAAGGGAUUCUACAAGAACUCUUUUAGACCCAGUUCAAAAGAUUUAGACGGAAAAGAAUAGAAUUCUGAAUUGAGAUCUGUAGUGGCAGUAUUUAGACAUGGAGAUAGAACACCUAAGUAAAAAAUGAAGAUGAGAUCUGCUAAUGAAUUGUUUCUCUCAUUCUUUGAUGAGGUUGCUGAUCCAUCUAAAGAAAUUAAAUUGAAGCAUCCAAAAUAACUAUUAAAAUUACUCAAUUUAACUAGAGAAUGUAUUGCCAAGACUUCUUGUCAGGAUGAUAAUAUCAUUAAAUUACUCUAAAUGAAGUCAGUUCUUGAAUUAGGAGGGCAUUUCGAAGGUAUUAAUAGGAAGGUCUAGAUCAAACCAUUAAAAACAUAAAAAAUAGAGAAAAAUGGUUCGAUCAUUGAAUUCCCAGUUGAAGUCUUGUUAAUCUUGAAAUGGGGUGGGGAAUUGACCUAAUUAGGUGAAGAACAUGCCGUUAGAUUAGGUCAAGUAUUUAGACACGAUAUGUAUCCGACAGAGAAGGAUGGAUUACUUAGAUUACAUUCCACAUAUAGACAUGACUUAAAGACAUUCACAUCAGAUGAAGGCAGAUGCCAAUAUACUGCGGCAGCCUUUUUAAAAGGAUUAUUAGGUUAUGAAGGAGAGGUGACUCCUAUCUUAGCCACAAUGGUGUAAAAGAAUGAAGUCGCCCAAGAAUUAUUGGAUUGCAAUAAUCUAGAAAUCGAGGAGGAAGUAGAAAUAAAAACAAUACUCCAAAAAAUGUUAACUAAUGAUGAGGAUAUGUUGACGUAGAUUUACUAGUACUUUCCUAAUUUUAAUAUGACUCAAACUCAACACGAUUUAAUUAGCAAAUUUAAAUGUCCAAAGUCUAUGCUUAUUUAAUUACACACCUACAUUAAUUAAUUAACCAAAAAUAUAAGACUUCACAUCCACUUGGAAAAGAAUUAUUACAUUACUCCAAGUGAUAUGGAACAGGGAGUUUAGACUAUGUUUGAAUCAGAAAAUCUAACAUUAUUCUUUAAAAGAUGGUACAAAUUAGAAUAUGAUUUCUUGUAAAAGGAGAAAUUCAAUAUUUCUAAAAUCCCAGAUAUUUAUGAUAGUGUCAAAUACGACAUGCUUCACAAUCAGGAUAAAUUAUAGUUUUAUGAAAAUUCAAAAGAGUUCUAUUACUUGGCAGAAUUGCUCAGUCAUUUCAUGGUUCCAUUUGAGUAUGGAAUCACUACCAAACAAAAAUUAACCAUAGCCAAACGUGUAGUCGGUCCUUUAUGCAAUAAAAUCAAAUAGGAUCUCUUAUGGUGGAAUAGAUCGGAAUCAAAAAAUCAGUAAUAGGAGGAGGAUUAUUGGAAGUUCAGAUAAACCGAUGAAAGCGAUUUGAAUAGUCCCUGGAGACAUGUUAGAACGAGAUUAUAUUUUACAUCUGCUUCUCACUUAUAUUCUUUGUUCAACAUCUUAUAUUAUGGAUUAGGACAUUAUUUAAUCGAAGAUGAAUUCAAACAAAAACAAUUGUAACAAAUUUUAAUGCUUUAAUAUCUGUCAAAUAUUGUUAUUAAACUUUAUGAAGAUUUAUCAUCUGAAAAGGAGGAUCCCAAUAGAUUCAGAAUUGAAUUGAGUGUUUCUGAUGGCAUUCAAAUGCAAUUCCCAAUUGACAAAAAUAUGCUACCCAAAAGUGACAACAUUCACAUUAACUAAUCAUUAAGAUUGGAUUAACUAGAAGAAUUCCUUAAUCAAAUAAUUGAUUGUGCUUUUGGUGAUGAUGUUCAAUCUUUAUGA